Messenger RNA from Chenopodium quinoa (quinoa), 897 nucleotides. Its product is annotated as F-box/kelch-repeat protein At3g06240-like. The transcript is spliced from 2 exons. Lineage: Eukaryota; Viridiplantae; Streptophyta; Magnoliopsida; Caryophyllales; Amaranthaceae. The coding region runs from base 1 to 897 and encodes 298 amino acids. The record is from RefSeq and is a predicted model, not a curated record.
AUGAGUAUUUCUGGUUACACCCAGAUAACAAAUUCUUUAAAUGUUAAGGAUUUUAAGGUGAAGAAUUUGCCUAUGAAAUGUUAUGGUUCUUAUUUUUAUAGAAUUGUGGGUUCUUGUAAUGGUGUUAUUUGCUUGUCUUGCAACUCUAGUGCAACAAAUUAUAUCAUUUAUCUGUGGAAUCCUUCCAUAAGGAAAUGCAUACAUGUCCCUGAUCCGAAUGUCAUGUACAAGACUCAUGGCAGGGUCAUUUACAUUCAUCGAAUUGGUUUGUUUGAGGAAGUACCUGUUCUUGUAGAGGUUUACUCUGUGAGUGCUGGGUCAUGGAGAUACAUUGAGAACUCGAGUCCUAAGCAUUUACUUCAAAUGCAACAAUCUACGCAAUGUUUCUUCAAAGGCGCUAUACAUUGGAUGGGGUAUAACCGGCUUAACCGUGGUUUAAGUGCCAUUGUGACUUUUGAUGUGGUGGAUGAGAGUUUUGGUGAGGUGAAGUUACCAGCUUCUUUGGAAGGGUCUAAAUCAAGUUUUAGGAAAUUGAUCACUAGAGUUUGUUGGGACAUGAUUGCUUUAAUUCAAGUGAAUUCAGGUUGUUGUCAAAUAUGGGUGAUGAAAGAGUAUGGUGUUGCGGAUUCAUGGACUAAGAUGUUUACAUAUGCUCAUCCGACCUUGCGUCCAAUUAUGCCGGCAAUAAGUAUCAGAAAAAACAAGGAUAUUUUAAUGUUAACGACGAAUUAUGAGCUGAUUUGGGACAACCAAGAUGCCACCAUAGACAAUUUUAUGGAGAGGCUUCAUGCUUUCGAGAAUUUCAAAGUUCCAGAUAAUAUAAUGCUUUCUGCUCAGAGAAUUGGUGAUAAAAUGGAGGAAUUAGGAGUGGUUACAGAGCCACUUAGUGGAUGCUAG